AUGGCUCUUGUACAUUCAAAUAGUUGUGAUUGCACGAAAUCUGAAUUGGAUAUAUUCUCUCUGCCUCCCACACAAACUCACAUAGAGAAUGGAUAUGAAGUUUGCUACAAACCUAUAUCGUCGCUGGCUGAAGAUGCCCCUAUAGAGUUUAUAGUGCCUGGCCAGGGUGAUGAAUACAUCGAUUUAUCCCAGACUUACCUGGAAAUUAAAGCGAAAAUUGUCAAAGCUGAUGGUACUAAUUUGGUUGCUGCCGACGAUGCUACUAUUGGACCCGUUAAUAACUGGAUGCAUUCUCUUUUUUCGCAAGUGGACGUUUAUUUGAAUCAGAAACUUGUCUCACCAAGCAGCAAUGCCUAUCCUUACAGAGCUUACAUUGAAAACUUAUUGACGUACGGCCCUGAAGCUAAAGACUCUCAUCUCACAAGUGUCUUGUGGUAUAGAGACACUCCUGAACAUAUGGAGGCCGCCGACAAUGAAGGAUUAAAAAAACGUCGAAGUUUCACUUCUCGGAGUAAAAUAGUUGCUAUGGAAGGACACAUUCAUUCGGAUAUUUUCAACCAGGAAAAGUUUUUGCUUAAUGGUGUUGAAUUGAAAUUGAAAUUUAUUCGGUCACGGCCUGAGUUUCAUCUGAUCGGUAACGCUAAUUAUAAAACUAGUAUUUUGGAAGCUAACUUAUGGAUCAGACGUGCAAAUGUGGCUCCAAGUGUUAAGUUGGCUCACGCUGCGGGUCUCUCAAAUGAAACAGCAAAAUAUCCUAUAACCAGAGCUGAUGUGAAGGCCAAUACUAUAGCCGCUGGAGUUCAAAGUGCCUCUCUGGAUAACGUGUUCAGCGGUCAGUUACCCACACGUAUUAUUGUGGGCAUGGUCUCUAACGCUGCUUUCACGGGUACUAUAGGCAGCAACCCUUUCAAUUUCCAACAUUUUAACCUAAGUCACGCAGCAAUUUAUGUUGAUGGACAACAGAUACCCGGGAAAAUUCUUACUCCUGAUUUUGAAUCCGGCGAUUUCAUUAGAGCAUACCGUACUUUAUUCUCUGGGACUGGGAUCAACUACUCUAACUCUGGUAAUCAUAUAGCACGUGACGAGUAUGCUAAAGGCUAUACUCUUUUCGCUGUUGAUUUCACUCCUGAUUUAGAGGCGCACAUGAAAUCUCACUGGUCUCUGGUUCGCCAAGGAAGUUUAAGAUUUGAGUUGCGGUUUAAAGCAGCUUUAGGUGAUCCUGUGACAGUGAUUACGUACGCAGAGUUCGAUAACGUUAUCGAAAUAGACCAGAGUCGUACUGUGAGUGCUGACUACGGUGCCUGA
Messenger RNA from Bemisia tabaci, 1305 nucleotides. NCBI's taxonomy places the organism in Eukaryota, Metazoa, Arthropoda, Insecta, Hemiptera, Aleyrodidae. The record is from RefSeq and is a predicted model, not a curated record.